AUGGUGACUGAGAUGCGGGAGCUUCAACCCCCAGGAGGCAUAGGGGUUGCUUCUGUUAAUGGUGGAUCACUUUUUGACUGCCGUGUACCAGGCACCUCCUUGCGCUUCGGUCCCUUCAAUACCAUCCAGGAAUUCCAUCGGCAUUUACGCAUGGGCAUGGAGUUUGAUUCUAGGCUUGACCCUGAAAUUCAGGGCCUUAUCAAACAACAAAGCAAGUCUUGGCCGUUGGUAUUUACUCAUGGCGAUCUGAGCAGCCUCAACAUUCUUGUUCACGCAGAUGAUAUUGUUGGUAUUAUUGACUGGGAAACUGCUGGUUGGUACCCGUCAUAUUGGGAAUACACCUCUGCCUACCAAGUCAACCCACAAAACUCUUUCUGGAUCAAUGAGAUUGACAAGUUCCUACAACCAAUGUCGGAAGAGCUGGCGAUGGAACAGAUCCGCCAAAAACACUUUGGAGCUAUUUGA
This is a messenger RNA of Aspergillus thermomutatus, 465 nucleotides long. RefSeq lists its product as uncharacterized. Bases 1 to 465 code for a protein of 154 amino acids. The transcript has a single exon. The record is from RefSeq and is a predicted model, not a curated record. NCBI's taxonomy places the organism in Eukaryota, Fungi, Ascomycota, Eurotiomycetes, Eurotiales, Aspergillaceae.